Molecule: messenger RNA, 2795 nt
Organism: Ictalurus punctatus (channel catfish)
Lineage: Eukaryota; Metazoa; Chordata; Actinopteri; Siluriformes; Ictaluridae
Gene: nedd1
Product: NEDD1 gamma-tubulin ring complex targeting factor
Exons: 17
Coding region: 202-2226 (674 amino acids)
Biological process (GO): mitotic cell cycle; microtubule nucleation
Cellular component (GO): ciliary basal body; pericentriolar material; spindle pole
Molecular function (GO): gamma-tubulin binding
Source: RefSeq, a predicted model, not a curated record
AACACUGGUAGCACGUUUUGACUCUCGCGGGUUGCCGUAGUGGCGGUUCCAGGCCGAUUAUGCAGUUUUUCAAAUUCUUGUGAUAUGCCAGUAAUUGUUGCUAAAAAGUAAGGAUACUAGUAUUCAAAGUAUUCUCCCAUCAAAACUUACCUUGUUGCAUGAACUCAGGAGUGGCUUUGUCUGUAAACUUUACGUGUUGCUAUGGAGGAGGUGACCCGGUUGGUGUCAUCAGGCGACUGCCUGAAGAUCUGGGAUUCCACCUCCAUGAGUGUGGUGGAGCAGUUCAACCCUCACAGUGCCAGCCAUCCUCUAGCACAGGUGUGCUGGAGCAGCAGCAAUCAGUACAUUGUCAGUGCCAGCAGUAUAGGAGACAAGCUGGUAGUGACCAGCCUGAAGUCCUCACCAGUGCCAGUGAUGGAGCUUGCAGAAGGGAAAAAACAGACACGAGUCGCACUAAAUUCAACAUCACAGUUCCUGGUCAGUGGGGGACUGGAUAACACGGUCAACAUCUGGGACCUGAAGACAAAGAGAUUACAUCGUAGCCUCAAGGACCAUAAGGAGGAAGUGACAUGUGUAUCCUUCAAUGGUGGCGAUAGUUACAUAGCAUCUGGUUCCACCAGUGGAGACAUCAUCCUCCACAGCAUUACCACCAAUCUGUCCAGCAAAGCCUUUGGCCAUGGGCCCAAUGAGCCUGUCCAUGACUUGAAGUACUCGCUGAUAAAGCGGUCUCUCUUGGGGAGUGUGUCAGAUAGCGGCUCGGUGGUACUGUGGGACACAAACACCCAGAAGGAGCUACACACGUUUGAAGGUGCACACAAAGCUCCUGCCUCAGGCCUGGCCUUUUCUCCAGCCAAUGACCUGCUCUUUAUUACAGUGGGGUUGGAUAAGAAAAUCGUCUGCUAUGACACUUCCAGCAAAAUUAUUUUCCGUAGUAAGCAGAUUGAGUCCCCACUCACAGCUGUAGACUUCACUCCGGAUGGAGCAGGGCUUGUAGUGGGCUCCACCCAGGGACGGAUCUACAUGUAUGACCUGCGUAAUCUAAGCGCUCCUGUCAAAACCACCACUGCUCACAAGACCUCAGUCACGUGUAUCCGCUUCCAGCACUCCACCACCAGGCUAAAGACUAGUAAAACAGUCUCGGGCAAGACUUCUUCCUCGCAGUCCACCAAGAGAAUCUCUGUAAAGAUGGGGCAGAAUCAGCAGAGCGGUCCUCCUACUCCAACCUCCUCAGUUCCCGCUGUGCCCGAACACCAGCCAGUUAGCCGAGGAGACGUACAGGCUCACAGCCUUGGGACUGGAGGAGGUUCUGGGGUGCCAUCCAGAGAGGCUGAAGGCCAGCCCAGUCUGGAUAAGUUUAACAGCGUGGGCCGAAACAGCCUGGACCUAGACAUCUUCUCACCUGUAACUGAUGGGUUUAAAAUGCAUGGUUUCAUUGGUGAUGAUCCAACUUCAAGAAAUGGAGGCAGUGCAGAUGUGUUCUGCCGAGAAUCUCAAGGGCAACACAGUUCAGACAAAGUUAGGGUGGGUCGCAACAGCCUGGACAUUUUCUCUCCUGUCCGAGAUGAUUACAAAGGUCACAGACUCAGCGACGCCUCAAGUGGAAAGAAAGAUUUAGAUUUCUUACCUCAGCAUGGUUCAGCCCAGCGUAAGAACCCGUUGGGUACACCUGGUGCUCGCUGCUACAGUCCUCUGUCUGCUGUCCAAACACCACCUGCAAUCAUAGAGGAGGAACCAGUGAUCACAUCACCUACACAUAUGGACACGCAGAACAAUAUGUCGGAGAAGACCAGUUAUCUGAGGCAGAAUGUUCUGACCACACCCCUUGCUUCUCAGAGUACACACAUCCAAUCAGUGCCUUCAUUCAACACUCCUGAGCCCAGUCAGAGGAGAGAAGUGCCAACCCAGCUCACCUAUGACUCCCCAGUGAGUAGCAGUCAACCCAUAGCUGAAUCGGCAGCGGGUGCAUCUGGUGCUGUCAGUAGUGGAGCACCACUCACCUCUGUCCAGAUGAAUUUUGUGCGCAACAUGAUCCAUGAAGCUUUAGAAGAUUUCAGAGACACAUGCCAUAGAGAUAUUAUCAAUCUGCAAGUGGAAAUGGUGCGGCAGUUCUACAUUCAGCUGAAUGAAAUCCAUGGGCUCAUUGAGAGAUAUUCUGUGAAUGAGAGUCUUGUGGAGGAGAUUGAGAAGCUGAAGGAGGAAAACAGAAGACUCAGAGCCAAUUACUAAGAAGCAUGUGGCUACCUGUUUGACAUGUAGAGUGAAUUCCUUGUGCUCAGUACAGGUUUAGGCCUAAAGCAUGUGUUAGCACUACAGCACUGGCCUACGUGAGGAAGGACAUGGAGAUUGAUCUGCUUUCUCACUGAUGUCUGAAUUAUGCACUCAUGCCCUGAAGACCAGCACACACAGCCUGUUUUGUCUUUAUCACCAGCAUUCAUGUUUAAGGUUACACCAUGUAUGUGCCUUAAAAUAAGAGAUUGUUAUUAAGCUUUUCUCUCUCUCCAUUUUGUGCAUAUUUUACAACAUAUAAUUUGCAAUAAAAUAUUGCCAUAUAAGAGGGCUUACAUGUUUAUAGUAGGUAACAAGGUUGUAUGAUAAGCUUAUAGCCAAUAUUAGUGACUAUACUAAAUUAGAUAGAUGGAUAUUGGGGACAUCAGUACUGAUACAGUCCUGUAAACACCAAGUGUGCGGUCAUUAUGGCAGCAUGUGGCAAAAAAUCUGUUUACUGUGCCUACAAUUAACCUUUGUAAUAGUCAUAAAACCAUUUGUAUCUUGAAUAAAUUAUUACCGCCACAGGA